AUGCAGACCGCUGUCUUGCGAUCCGGCACGCGGCCCUUCUCGCGUCUCGCAUGCCGUGUGCCCAGCUCCACUGCUCGCGCCUUGAACACUUAUGCUUCAUUCAAGGUCCCUCAGAUUAACAAUGAGCCCAAUAAACACUACGUGCCGGGGAGCGCCGAUCGGAAAGGGUUGGAGGAGGCUUUGGCCAAGUACAAGCAGUCCGCCCCCUUGUCAGUUCCCUUGAUCAUUGCAGGCAAAGAGAUCAAGGCCUCCCAGACUUUCACUCAGAAUAACCCCGCCACCCAUACCCCCGUUGCCACCUUCUCAAAUGCCUCCAAGGCCGAUGUCAAAGCUGCAAUUGCGUCUGCUCUCGAGGCGCGCAAGUCGUGGGCUGCUACACCCUUCUCUGAGCGUGCUAGCAUCUUCCUCAAGGCUGCCGACUUGAUCUCCACCAAGUAUCGCUAUGAUGUGAUGGCCCUGACCAUGCACGGCCAGGGCAAGAAUGCCUGGCAGGCAGAAAUCGACUCGGCCGCUGAACUGGCCGACUUUUUCCGUUUCAGCGUCAAGUAUGCGGAGGAGCUUUACUCGCAGCAGCCCGUGCACCACGCCCCGGGUGUUUGGAACCGCCUUGAGUACCGUCCUCUCGAGGGCUUUGUCUACGCCAUCAGUCCCUUCAACUUCACUGCGAUUGGUGGCAACUUGGCGGGUGCGCCCGCUUUGAUGGGUAACGUGGUGCUCUGGAAGCCCUCGCCUGCCGCCAUUGCCUCCAACUGGUUCGUUCACAAGGUUCUGCUCGAGGCGGGUCUCCCCGAGAACGUGAUCCAGUUCGUGCCCGGUGAUGCCGAAGAGGUUACCAGCACCGUCCUUGCGCACAAGGAAUUCGCGGCCCUGCACUUCACCGGCAGCACCGAUGUCUUCCGUAUGCUGUACGGCAAGAUCUCCCAGGGCGUGGCUGAAGGCAAGUACCGUAGUUACCCCCGCAUCGUUGGUGAGACUGGCGGCAAGAACUUCCACCUGGUCCACAAGUCCGCCGACGUCCGCAACGCCGCGGUCCAGACCGUCCGUGGUGCCUUUGAGUACCAGGGCCAGAAGUGCAGUGCCACUUCGCGUGCCUAUGUGGCCGCGUCUAUCGCCAAUGACUUUGUCGAGCAAGUUGUUGCCGAGGUCCAGCAGAUCAAGGUUGGCGAGCCUUCAGACUUCACCAACUUCUGCGGCCCCGUCAUCCACGAGGGCUCCUUCAACAAACUGGCGGGUGUUAUCGAUGAGGCCAAGAAUGACCCCGAGUUGGAGCUGCUGGUGGGAGGUACCUAUGACUCCUCCAAGGGAUGGUACAUCCAACCCACCGUCUACCGCACCUCCAACCCCGACCACCCUCUCCUGUCGCGCGAGCUCUUCGGGCCCGUGCUUGUCAUCCACUCCUACAACGAUGCGACCGAGGCGGACUUCAUCAAGAUCUGUGAGAAGAUCGACACCACCGGCGCCUACGGUCUCACCGGCUCUGUCUUUGCGCGUGACCGCGCGGCUGUCCAGACUGCCGACGAGCACCUUCGCAACGCCGCUGGUAACUUCUACAUCAACUGCAAGAGCACCGGCGCCGUGGUGGGCCAGCAGCCCUUCGGAGGUGCCCGUGCCAGUGGCACUAACGACAAGGCUGGCAGCGCCAAUCUCUUGUCUCGCUUCGUGAGCCUGCGCUCCGUCAAGGAGGAGUUUAUUCCCACCUACACCGUUGCCUACCCCAGCAACGCUAACUAA
Molecule: messenger RNA, 1731 nt
Organism: Penicillium oxalicum
Lineage: Eukaryota; Fungi; Ascomycota; Eurotiomycetes; Eurotiales; Aspergillaceae
Gene: prnC
Product: delta-1-pyrroline-5-carboxylate dehydrogenase prnC
Exons: 4
Coding region: 1-1731 (576 amino acids)
Cellular component (GO): mitochondrial matrix
Molecular function (GO): L-glutamate gamma-semialdehyde dehydrogenase (NAD+) activity
Source: RefSeq, a predicted model, not a curated record